This is a messenger RNA of Bombus terrestris (buff-tailed bumblebee), 2106 nucleotides long. RefSeq names its product dual specificity mitogen-activated protein kinase kinase 3 (gene lic). Gene Ontology annotation, biological process: stress-activated MAPK cascade; protein phosphorylation. The transcript has 7 exons. Lineage: Eukaryota; Metazoa; Arthropoda; Insecta; Hymenoptera; Apidae. Gene Ontology annotation, molecular function: MAP kinase kinase activity; ATP binding. The record is from RefSeq and is a predicted model, not a curated record. Bases 435 to 1436 code for a protein of 333 amino acids.
AUGCAGCGUGUAAACGUACCUUUAAUGCCUCGUCAUAAAUAAUUUGAGACAUAUUAUAAUUUUACUAUUAAACAAUUUAUAUCAGCUAUGUAUUACUAUUUCAUUAAAUUUUGGAACAAAAUAUCACAAUCCUCUUUUUCUUAAAAUCUUCUAAUAUAUCUAGAGUACGAUAAUUCAGCUUAGAGUUUAAAUUAAGUUGAAACUGAAUUGGCUUUUGUGAGCAAUUUCAAGCGACUAUUUGAGUUUACUGAAAACUUCAUAUAUGGGCAACGGAGAUUUAGAAUUUUAUCAAUAUUAUCUUACAAUAUCAUCAUGUUAUUAAUGAGAAUACAUAUCCGUCAUUUAUUAGGAUUCAUCUGAAUAUGUAUUAUGUUCAACUGCAUAUACUGCCACGAUUGCAGACUUAAUAUUAUUUAUUAGUUGUCUAUUGAAUUAUGGCUGUACGUCGAGGAAACAGAAACUUGAAAUUGCAGGUCUCUGAAGAGACACCUGUGCCUGUCACUCCGCCAAGAAAUUUGGAUAAAAGAACAACAAUAACCAUAGGUGAUAAAACAUUUGUAGUAGAGGCGGAUGAUUUAGAAACAAUCUGUAUUCUUGGACGAGGAGCAUAUGGUAUUGUGGAUAAAGUACGACACAAACAAAGUGGUACUAUUAUGGCAGUUAAGAGAAUAACUGCAACAGUUAAUACACAGGAACAAAAGCGUUUACUUAUGGACUUAGAUAUUUCCAUGCGUAGUUCAGCAUGUCAAUAUACAGUACAAUUUUAUGGAGCAUUGUUCAGGGAAGGAGAUGUUUGGAUAUGUAUGGAAGUUAUGGAUAUGAGUUUGGACAAAUUUUAUACGAAAGUGUAUAAGCAUGGUCGUGCCAUUCCUGAAGAUAUUUUGGGGAAAAUUGCUUUUGCAGUAGUAAGUGCAUUACAUUAUCUGUAUUCACAGUUACGGGUGAUCCACAGGGAUGUGAAACCUAGUAAUAUUUUAAUUAAUCGAAAAGGAGAGGUCAAGAUCUGUGACUUUGGUAUAUCUGGUUAUCUCGUGGAUUCUGUUGCUAAGACUAUCGAUGCCGGUUGUAAACCAUAUAUGGCUCCAGAAAGGAUAGACCCGUCGGGUAACCCUUCACAAUAUGACAUCAGGUCUGAUGUUUGGUCGUUAGGUAUAUCCCUUGUUGAACUAGCGACAGGAAAAUUUCCCUAUGAAUCUUGGGGAACACCUUUUGAACAAUUAAAACAAGUUGUAAAGGAUGAAGCACCAAAGCUGCCAGCUGAUAAAUUUUCGCCCAAUUUUGAAGAAUUUAUCAAUAAAUGUUUAAUGAAAGAUUAUACUGCCCGUCCAAAUUAUAAUCAAUUAUUGAAACUUGAUUUUAUCACAGAGCAUGCCAAAAAGGACAUAAAUGUUGCUGAAUUUGUUGGAGAAAUUUUGGACCUACCUGAAGUUGAGUAAUCAGCAUAGUAUAUAAAUAUUUUUGACAUGGUGUGUUACGUGAUCUUUAAUGUAACUUCGUAUUAUGUAUCGAAGUUAUAUAAUCAGUUCUCUAUAUCUUCAUCAGCCAUAUUAUUCACUCAUACAUACACACGCUACAAGUAAAUUAAAGUAUAGUGUAAAACAUAAUAUAUGUAACUUUUGUCUAAAAAUCUAUGUCUUCAGAAGUUCACUUUCUUGUUUGUUCAAUAUGUAACCUAUGUAUAAUUUUCAUUAAUAAUUUCUUCCGGAUUAGUAACUAUUCUUUAAACAGAGAGCAAACCCAUGUAAAUAAUAUACAAAUAUUUUCUCACAUAUAACAAUAGAUCGUUAUUGUAGUAAUGUAGUAAAUAAAAUCUAAAUUAUAAAUACUUGAUUAAUCUAAGUAUUAUAUAUAUAUAUAUAUAUUUCUAUAUAACACGUGCUCUACAUAACGUGAUUCUAAUGAUAAUAAAUUAGUGAUAUUAAUAUAAAUAACACGAACGACAACUGAAAAAAUAUUUACUUACGAGGAAAACUUAUGUAAAAAAUAUCCACCCUUUUGAGAAAGUUUAAAUAUAAAAAAAUAUAGAGCUAAUUACAUUUGUCCAUUUAUAUAUACUGUAAUAAUGUAACAGAUAUUAAUUGAUAAUAAAUAUAAUUGUGAAACAUA